CCUUGAAACGCAACCGGAAGUGUUCACCAAGCGUUUCAUCCCGAGAGUGAGGCGUGGAUCGCAUCCGGAAGUACUGUCAAAGCAUCACCUCCUGGAAGCGAGGUGGGGAACGCACGCGGUAGUGGAAGUAUAUGGCACUAGCUGAGGAGUGGGACAGCGGUGACCUCAGCGGGCGGAGAAGAUCGGGCGCCUUAUUAUCUGUACAGCAUACUAUGCAUGCUGGGAGGCUGGAAAGCUUUGGCCGAUUGAUGUAAAUCUGCUAUCGCUUCUUCAUAUCCCAUUGUUAUCCUGUGGACUUAGGAGAAAUACCGUUAUCAACGACUGAAUGCAGCAGGCAAAAUAAGACAGACUCCCAUCAUAUUCGGAGAUGCCAUUUUCUGACUUUCUAGCGGCCCUUAAAGACAACCCUUACUUUGGGGCAGGGUUUGGUCUGGUUGGGGUUGGGACAGCAUUGGCAUUGGCCCGCAAAGGUGCCCAGAUUGGUGCGGUCGCCUUCAGGAGACACUAUAUGAUAACACUUGAGGUGCCUAGUAAAGACAAAAGUUAUCAAUGGCUGUUGAGCUGGAUCUCUCACCAUGCCAAGCGCACACAGCAUCUGAGUGUGGAGACAUCAUAUCUCCAGCACGAGAGUGGCCGGAUCAGCACCAAAUUUGACUUUGUCCCCAGCCCUGGAAAUCAUUUUAUUUGGUACCGCAAUAAAUGGAUUCGCAUAGAGAGGAAUCGUGAGAAGCAGAUGAUCGACCUGCAUACCGGAACUCCCUGGGAGUCUGUCACUUUCACUGCGAUAGGGACCAAGCGUGACAUUUUCUUCAGUAUUCUGCAGGAAGCUAGAGAAUUGGCACUGCGUCAGCAAGAGGGGAAGACAGUCAUGUAUAGUGCUAUGGGUUCAGAAUGGCGGCCAUUUGGGUUCCCUCGUCGCAGGCGUCCCCUGAGCUCUGUAGUGCUAGAAGAGGGGAUUUCGGAGCAGAUUAUUCAGGACGUAAAAGGAUUCAUUGACAAUCCCAAGUGGUACAGCGACAGAGGCAUCCCAUACAGACGAGGAUACCUUCUAUAUGGUCCACCCGGAUGCGGAAAGAGUAGUUUUAUCACAGCCCUGGCUGGGGAGCUUGAAUACAGCAUCUGCUUGAUGAGCCUAAGUGAUAACAGCCUAUCUGAUGACCGCCUCAAUCAUCUCCUGAGCGUGGCCCCUCAGCAGAGCAUCAUUCUCUUGGAAGAUGUGGAUGCUGCAUUUGUCAGUCGUGAUCUAGCCAAGGAGAAUCCAACUGCAUAUCAGGGAAUGGGGCGGCUGACCUUCAGCGGGUUGUUAAACGCCUUGGACGGAGUUGCUUCCAGUGAGGCUCGAAUAGUUUUUAUGACCACCAAUCACAUCGACAGAUUGGACCCAGCAUUGAUCCGACCUGGUCGCGUUGAUGUAAAGCAGUAUAUAGGAUACUGCACCCAUUGGCAACUGGCUCAGAUGUUUUUGCGCUUCUACCCAGACCAGCCCCUUUCAUCAGCAGAGGACUUUGCAAAUUCAGCCCUGACCUCCUUUGAAAGGAUUAGUGCAGCCCAGGUUCAGGGUCACUUUAUGAUGCACAAAAAUGACCCCAGAGUGGCCAUAAAGAACAUUCACUGCCUGGCUCAAUAACGGACAGGAAACACAGGAUCUGAUAAAAGACCUCUAAGGGAAUAUCCAACCUGCUACAAAUAAAUCUGUUAUCCACCUAAAAUGUCCCUAUACAAUGGUCUACUGUAUAUGGUGCAUCUAACUGUACCGCUCUCCAUUUCAUAGUGUUCUCUGAUUGGUUGACUUUCUGCUGGACAGCUAAUUGCAGUGGAGUAUUAUGGUGCCCACACAAGGUGCGAUUGUUGUGUGCGUUUUCAUCCUUUUAGUUCAAAUUGCAUCGUGUCUAAUUCAAAUUGCACAGUGUUUACUUUCCCUUGCGGUGCGCGCUCCCGUGUAGUCAAUAUCGCAAUGCAAAAUAGUAUGUGCAGUCAGGUAUUUUUGGACUACAUCGCAUACAUUACAUAUUGUAGCGUUGUCAACAUCAGGUGUAAUUCAGAUCGCAUACCACACAUUGUAUAGGCUCAAAUCUCACCUAGCACAGAUCUCACCGUUUGUGGGCACCCUUAAAGGGUGGAGUUGACAACAGCACUUUGGAGGCAAUUGUUCAGUUGGACUUUUAAGCUGAACAGAAUUUUAUAUUUAUUUUCCAAUUUGUCAUUACAAAAUCUCAAAUAUUUAUUACUGACUGUUCUUCAUGAUUCUCUGCAACUUUACAAUGUAGUAAAGUUACUAUUCGCUUAUUGUCAGACUAAGGGGUCUAUUCAAUUUGUGUUAGAAAAACUGCACUUUGACUUUUUCAGGUUGAAUCUGGAUUCGACAUUCAAUUUUAGUGCCAUUUUUCCGACUUGUUAGGAAACACGUGGAUUGGCGGAUUAGCCACGGAUCCACUUAUUUUGCAGAAUUUGCGGCCAUUCUCGACAGGUUUUUGGCCCGUUUUCGACAAUGCUGAUUCGACUUUAAAAAAAAAGUCGGAUCAGCAUUGUCGAAAAUGGGUAAAACCUGUCGGAAAUGCCCACAAAUUGAAUACUGAACUGUAUUUGAAUAGACACCUAAAUAUCUAAACUCACAGAAGUGACAUUUGUUUUUAAAUACUGUUCAUUUGUUUGUUUUUCUAUUAAAUACAUUGUGAUCUUUAAUUCUAGUUCUCCCAUUGUGCGUGGAUUAAAAUACCAGUAACUGGUAUUAACAAUUUACAGAACUGUCAGGAUUGUGUUAUGAAGAAAUGUAACUUGUCCAUCGAGCAGCUUGAAAAAACAAGGAACAAUGAACUUGAAUUACCUCACAAUGAGGUUUGAUUUCUAAUAGGAGAUAUUGUUAAAUAAAAUCCCAUUUAUUUUUAA
This is a messenger RNA of Pseudophryne corroboree (corroboree frog), 2886 nucleotides long. It is a transcript of the gene BCS1L, whose product is annotated as mitochondrial chaperone BCS1. Gene Ontology annotation, biological process: protein insertion into mitochondrial inner membrane from matrix; mitochondrial respiratory chain complex III assembly. Gene Ontology annotation, cellular component: mitochondrial inner membrane. The transcript is spliced from 9 exons. Gene Ontology annotation, molecular function: ATP binding; ATP hydrolysis activity. The record is from RefSeq and is a predicted model, not a curated record. The coding region runs from base 368 to 1627 and encodes 419 amino acids. Lineage: Eukaryota; Metazoa; Chordata; Amphibia; Anura; Myobatrachidae.